Molecule: messenger RNA, 3837 nt
Organism: Stegostoma tigrinum
Lineage: Eukaryota; Metazoa; Chordata; Chondrichthyes; Orectolobiformes; Stegostomatidae
Gene: mnmip1
Product: SH3 domain containing 21
Exons: 16
Coding region: 119-1588 (489 amino acids)
Molecular function (GO): protein binding
Source: RefSeq, a predicted model, not a curated record
GCACCUCUGGAGCCCGACUUAAAUGCUCGCCUUGAUUUUGAGUUGUGCACUUUUAAAUGUGCUGCUUUGAAGUUGUUCCUCAGCUGGUCCAGUGGAAGUGUAUCGCAGAGCAGCAAGCAUGGUGGAAAUGAUCGCUGUGAGCGGCUUUCAGAGCCAGGAGUAUGAUGAGCUGAGUCUUGAGGUUGGGGACAUCAUAAAGAAUUCUAAGUGCUCAGAAGAUGAUGGCUGGUGGGAAGGAGAGCUGAAUGGGAGAAGGGGCCGGUUCCCAAGGAUAUUCGUCAAGGAAGUGGCAUCUCAAGCUGUUGAAUGUGAAAACUAUACACGGCCUCGUUCUAUCCGCAGAAAGCCGGUGGUGAAGAAGAAGAAGCAGAGAUGGUGUGAAGUGGUCAUAUCGUACAGCCCUGUGAAAUCAGAAGAGCUAGAGCUCAACCUGGGAGACGUCAUUGAGAUCCUCGAUCAGAUUGAAGAUGGUUGGUGGAUAGGAAGGAAGAAUGGACAAGCUGGGAGUUUCCCAUCUAAUUUUGUCAUGGAAAUAGACAACACAGAAAGGAAGGCCAAGAGGUCCAUUACUGAGUCUGAUUUCGGUGCCUUGAAUCAAAGUGGACCAAGCUCAGACAUCCAGGUCCCAACAUUUAGAUCAGCGCACCCAAGUGCAAACCUUGGGAAUACUGGAGCUGGGAGACAACAGUUAGAAUACUAUAAAGCAAUAUUUGACUACAUUGCAAGCGCAGAGGAUGAACUUAAUCUACGCAAAGGAGAUGUCAUCCUAGUAUUGGAGAAGGAGUUGGAGGAUGAAGGCUGGUGGGAAGGAUAUAUGGAUGGAAAGCAAGGAAUAUUCCCAGACAACUAUGUGGUCCCUUAUGUAGUAGAGACAGAGAUGAGAAAUGAGUUCCUUCCAGGUGUCAACAAAGAAGUGGAUAUCUAUGAGAAGGAAGAGCCCAAGAAUGAAUGGUCAGAAACUGUGGUCAAACCUGGGCCUCCCAAAAAGGUGCCGCCACCUGUAAAAGUGAAGCCAGUGUUGUCAAACCUGCCCAAUAAAGUUAAUGAAGAACAUGCUCACCCUCCACAAGACUGGAAUAAACCAGCCAGAGACAAGGGCACUGAUUCAGAUUCGAUGACCUUCGACAUGCUGGCUGCAUCCACAGAGAAGCUGACACACCUGACAAUGGACAGGCCCAAAGCCAAAGGGCGUAGACCACCCUCUCCUUUAGUGGCGACAUCUAACCAAGAUGUCAAAAGGCCAGCACAGCUCGCAACAGCAGCUAAGUUCACACAUGGGAUCACCCAGCAGUCAGAACAGCCCUCACUGAAAACACACAGGGCAACAGCUGGCAAACCAGCAACAGGCUCAAUAAAUUCAGCAAGCAACCCUCAGAGAGAGGCAGAGAGUGAGGACAAGGCAACUACACUCGUAGCAUUGAGAGCGGAGGUCCGAAGUCUCCAGCUGAGCUUCGAUCUACUGAAGAACCAACAUUUGAGAGAUAUAGCAGCUUUAAAAGAAGAGAUAGCAGAGGAGCGGAACAAGCGAAACACACUGCAGGCAGAGGUUGAAAAACUGAGAGGAAUCACAACUCUACAAAAGCACUGAGUUCAAACCUUGUCCCCACCCCUGAUUCCUGGCCCCAGCCUGUUACCGUCCCUCUGUGAAUAUAAAAUUCAAUGUCCUGGUCUCAGAUCAGUUUGGAGUUUGACAAAUGUAAAGCCUAUCCGGGCAAUGUGGGAUUGUUUGCUCUGCGCAUGUCGUAUCGAGUGGUGGUGGAGGCCUAUGCAAUCUUACCGUCAAAAAACAUCAAGACACAGAGCCAGACAAGAAACCACCAGCUUGAUACCAUUGGGCUGCAGGGUUCCCACGCAGAAUACAACUUACUGCUCCUAAUGUGGACUUCACAAGCUUCAAAAUCUCCUCUGCCCCCACUGCAUCCCAAAACCAGCCCAGCCUGUCUCCGCCUCCCUAACCUGUCCUUCCUCCCACCUAGCCCCUCCUCCCACCUCAAGCUCCACCCCCAUCUCCUACCUACUAACCUCAUCCUGACCCCGUGACCUGUCCGUCCUCCCUGGACUGACCUAUUCCCUCCCCUCCCCACCUCCCCACCUAUACUCAUCUUUACUGGCUUCAUCCCCACCUCUUUGACCUGUCUGUCUCCUCUUCAACUAUCUUUUCCUCCAUCCACCUUCUAUGCACUUCCUUCUCUCUCCCUAUUUAUUUCAGAACCCCUUCCCCCUCCCCAUUUCUGAAAAAGGGUCUAGGCCUGAAACGUCAGCCUUCCUGCUCCUCUGAUGCUGCUUGGCCUGCUGUGUUCAUCCAGCUCCACACCUUGUUAUCUCAGAUUCCAGCAUCAGCACUUCCUACUAUCUCUUAUUAAUUUACCUGCUUUGCACAGCCAGAAAUCUAACAAGUAUGCUUAGAUAGGGUGGCUCAGUGGUUAGCGCUGUUGCCUCGCAGUACUAGGGACCCGGGUUCAAUUCCAGCCUCGGGUGACUGUCUGUGUGGAGUUUGCACAUUGUCCCUGUGUCUGCGUGGGUUUCCUCCAACAGGCCAAAGGUGUGCAGGUUAGGUGUAUUGGUCUUGGGAAGUUGUGCAGGCUAGAUGGGUUAGCCAUGGGAAAUGUGGAGUUAUGGAAAUAGAGAUGCCCUUCAGAGGGUCAGCAUGGAUUUAAUGGGCAGUAUGGCCUCUCCCCACACUGUGGGAUUUCUAUGUGAAAGAUCUGGCCUUUUCCAUCCCCAGGGUGAUCCUGCUGAAGCCCCAUCUUUUGGAAAUACACCUCCUUUGUCAUCACUCCCCACAUUAGAGCCUUCCUUUUCAGACACCUUUCAGAUGACCAGAUCACCAGCCUUAGAUGGUGUUGCAGGAUUGCUGGCUGGUAUAUUGGGUGAGAAACUCCAGUGUUCCUUUUCAAACAAUGACAGUGGGUCUUUAACACUCUCUUCAGCAGACAGGGUUCCAUCUCAUGUUGCAUCAGGAACAUUAGCCUUAAAUCAAAGCUCAAAAUGCUGGAGAGGGCGAUGACGCUAAAAACAACAAGCUGGCCGUUAUUGCCUUGCUGUUGGUGGGAUUGUGCUCUGCACAAAUUGGCUGCUGUGUCCAAUACAAGGGGAGGCAAUGGUCUUGUGGUUAUAUCGCUGGACUAUUAAUCCAGAGACCCAGAUAAUGUUCCUGGGAUCAAAUCCCACCACGGCAGAUGGCAGAAUUUGAAUUCAAUGAAUAUUUGGAAUUAAGAAUCUAAUGAUGACCAUGAAUCCAUUGCUGAUUGUCAGGAAAAACCCAUCUGGUUCACUAACGUCCUUCAGGGAAGGAAACUGCCAUCCUUACCUGGUCAUACCUAUAUGUGACUCCAGACCCAUAGCAAUGUGGUUGACUCUUAACUGCCCUCUGGGCGAUUAGGGAUGGGCAAUAAAUGCUACCUAGCCAGCGACACCCUCAUCCCGAGAUUGAAUAAUAAAAAACUGCGACUACAUGCUGAAAGUUUACAGAUCCAGGUUAAUGAUUCAUAUCUGAGGAGUUCUUCCCCAUCAAAAUGCAUCUCUUAAUCAGAGAUCCAAGCUGCAGAGGCGAUUUCUGAUAUUUACGAGAGCUUCCAAAUAGCAAUUGACUGAGAGGUUUUAUGAGAGAGCCUGAGACUGUGAUAGGCGCUAUAAAAACGCAAGUCUUUCUGGACCAAAUAAUUUCAAUCCUCUGUCCCAAUUAUUCAUCAGCAAUUCCACUGUAUUGCCAUCUGGUCUUGACAUGGGAUCCAUUGCGCCUGUGGCCUGCAGUCAGGUGUCAGAAAGGAACCUGUGACAUACUGCGGUGAUAAUGGGAACUGCAGAUGCUGGAGAAUCCAAGACAAUAAAAUGUGA